Physeter macrocephalus (sperm whale) is the source of this 1419-nucleotide messenger RNA. RefSeq names its product chromosome 4 C1orf52 homolog (gene C4H1orf52). The coding region runs from base 435 to 998 and encodes 187 amino acids. The record is from RefSeq and is a predicted model, not a curated record. NCBI's taxonomy places the organism in Eukaryota, Metazoa, Chordata, Mammalia, Artiodactyla, Physeteridae. The transcript has 3 exons.
CCACUUACCCAUAGAAGUCUUCCAUGACAACUGAGGGGAAACACAUUGAGAGUAAUUUUAUUUCGAGGAAGAGAUGCAGCAGGAUCAGGGAGAAAUCCUGGUAUCUCUGGGCAAGGGCUUUAAGGUGGCGGUGAAAAGACAAAAUUUUUAGCUUUUCUGUGCCUUUAAUAAAUUCUUACUGAAUCUGAAAGUUUGGUUGGACCACUGCCUGAGGAUCUGUCUCUUCUCAGGGGUCCUCAGAAAAGUGCAUUAGAAACCUCCGAUUGAGGACGUGCGCGGCCCCGCCUCCAGCCUCAGUCCUUCAGCCAGGCCGCAGGAUCACGGCGCAGCCGCCAGGGGGUGCAGACUCCGGGUCCAUCAGCGAGUCUUGGGGCGGGGCCAACGGCGGGGCGGGCCCUGGCUCGGCUUCCGGUUUCCGGCGCAGCCAUCGGUCGAUGAGCGCAGCCGUCAUGGCAGCGGAGGAGAAAGAUCCUCUGAGCUAUUUCGCGGCUUAUGGGAGCAGCAGCUCAGGCUCCUCAGACGAGGAGGAUAACAGCGAGCCGGAGGAGACAAGUCGUAAGGCCCCGGAUCCGGCGAAGUCGGCGGGCGGCUGUGGGAACAAGGCGGAGAAGCGGCUGCCUGGACCCGACGAGCUGUUCCGGAGCGUGACUCGCCCGGCCUUUCUCUACAAUCCGCUCAACAAACAGAUAGACUGGGAGAGGCACGUCGUCAAGGCGCCAGAGGAGCCUCCGAAGGAAUUCAAAAUAUGGAAGUCAAACUAUGUACCACCUCCGGAGACCUACUCUACUGAGAAGAAACCUCCCCCUCCAGAGCUGGAUAUGGCAAUAAAAUGGUCUAACAUAUAUGAGGACAAUGGUGAUGAUGCCCCACAGAAUGCUAAGAAAGCUAGGCUUCUCCCAGAAGGGGAGGAGACAGUGGAAUCAGAUGAUGAAAAAGAAGAGCAUACUUCUAAAAAGCGCAAAAUAGAACUGGGAGAACCAACAAAGAAGAAAAAAUAGAAAACAAAUGAUGAGAAUUUUUGGACUGAAACUGUUGAAAUGAGUUUUUUUGGCAGAUUAAUGAUAUUGUAAAUUAUUAUGAAACAACAUCUCCAUGAAAGUAUGUGUUAAUUAAAUAAUGAGUAUUGGUGUGGGAACCUUCCACUGUAGAAUUCAUUUUUUAUUUAAAACUUACAUGUAUUUAAAACUCAAAUGGUGACUUGUGAUUGUGAAAUUGACAACACUUGGAAGCAUUCUUGCUACCACAGAAUUGGUGACAUGCUUUGAGUUUCAUCCCAUGUUGACAUGCCAAUGUUCUAUGAACCUUUUAUAAAGGAGUAUAUUUUUAAAGUAAAUAUAUUGUACUGUGAACCUUUAGGGUGCUUUUCAGCAGUGUUUGUACAGUGUAAAUAGAUCAUGGAAAUAAAAUUACCAAUAUUAC